This is a messenger RNA of Bactrocera tryoni, 4400 nucleotides long. RefSeq lists its product as uncharacterized. The transcript has 3 exons. The record is from RefSeq and is a predicted model, not a curated record. NCBI's taxonomy places the organism in Eukaryota, Metazoa, Arthropoda, Insecta, Diptera, Tephritidae. The coding region runs from base 2389 to 4374 and encodes 661 amino acids.
UGCGGGCCACCGCAGCAGCAGCUUGUAACGCGGACUACUCUGUAGAAUAAUGGCCAAACGGCGUUGGGCUAAAAGUGUAGAUACUUGAUAAAGAAAGAAUAUAAUUGCAAGAGAAAUUAAGUAAUUUCUGCACAGUGCGGUGACUACUAGAAAAUUUUCUAAGAUUUUAUUGAAUUUCUUUUUGUUUUUGUGCAAGCGCAUUCGUUUUUUGGUGAGAAAAUCGGUGUGCGGUGCUUGAAGAAAUUAACAUUUUGUGGAAAAUUUUGUGAAAGAAGCGCUUUGCAGGCGUAUUUCGGUCAAAAACUAACAAUAGCAUGAAAAAUUAACUUAUUUUGAGGAUACUUGAAAUCUAACCAUUUACCCAAACAACUGAGUUGUCACCAAUGCACUCAGUCACUUCCCCAGCUUCGUGAGCACCAUAUUGAGUACGAAACACUAUGCAACGAAUAAACCGUCGAUAUCACUCAACCAGCCGAGAGCAGAGCUGCCAUGCCUUCCAGUGAAAAGCUCCCAUAAAAAGCUACGGCCGGUACGAACAAAACAACAAAAACAACAGCUGUAACAAAAAAAUAAACAAACAAACAACGAAGUGAUGCCGAGCCUCCCACCCGACGCAGACGCGCCAAACGCCAUAUAGCAGAAUAACUGCGUGAGAGAGUACACACCUGCAUGCGCCGCAUCAGCUGCGCCGUAAACUAUGCUAUAAUAAACGAACAUUGCACACGCCAGCAGCAGCAGCCAACGACAGUGCUGAGCGCCGAACGCCGCGACACUACAAUAUGAGUACGCGAACAGUGUGGAACGUCUAAACGGGCAAGCCGCGCACAGCAGCGUGCUGGUGAAAAAAAUGUUGCAAGUAUAAUAAAUAGUGCAAACCAAACAAAAACCAGCAAAGGAAAAAAUAAUUUGCAGAAAUAUAAAAAAAAAAGAUUUUCUGCAAGUAGAAAAUGCUUUUAAAGUGAAUUUCUUGUGGAAGAAAACGCAAACAAAUUGUGCAAAGUGCUGCAACUAUAAAUAAAACAAAGCAGUAACAGUGUGUGCUGUAUGCGCGUGUGUAUGUGUGCUUUUGCAUAACGCCUAAAAGUGUGCUAAAGGCUGAGGCGUAAGCCAGAAAAUUUUGUAACCAAAAAGGCGAAAAGUCCAAGUAAAAUUGUGCAAAGAAAAUGUGGCAAAAGUGAAGUGAAAUUUUUUCUACUGAGCUGCUGCUCAGUGUGUAUGUGUAUGUGGCGUGCGUGUGUGUGUGUGUGUCUGCACGCUGACAGUGCAGCACCGCGACAUUAAACGCGGCGGGUGGCCAGUGUACGCCGUGCGCUGUCUACGCGUGUAAACGCCACGCAACGAGAAAAUAAGCAGAAGCCCCUCAGCGCUUUGGAGAGCAGAACUUACCAAAAAUAAUCUUGAAGGAGUAUAGUAUAGAAAAUAAAAUAUAAAAAAAAAUAUAAAAUAAGUGAAGUUAAGAAAUAAACAAACUAGACGCAAAAAAUACGUUGUUUACAAAAAAGCUGGAAAUAAUAAAUAAAUAGGAAAUAAAAGUAAUUAAUUUGAAUAAAAGUAAUUAAGUGAAAUUAUAUGCAACAAAGUAUUAAGCAAAUUAAAAAAGCAACAAAAAAUUAAGAAGCAAAUUUAAUAAUAAAAAAUAAGGAAACUGUAAGUAAAUAUAUAUUCAUAAUAAAUAAGUAUUUGAAGUAGUGAAAUGACUAAGAAAAAUUUCGCUUUAUCUACAAAAUAAUUAAACGAGCGUUAUAAAACACUUUUUUACACGCAAAAACAGUGUAUGGAAGUUGCAAAUCAAGCUAAAAUUUCAAAAUUAAAUAAAUAAUUUAAGCAAUUAAGGUUUGAAAAAAAUAUUUAACUGCUGCUGCUGAAAAUUUACCGAAGCUACUUUAAAUGCAAAACCUAACAAUAAUUUCGAAAAUCACAGCAUACUUUUCGGCUGCGCAACCACUCAAAUUACCGCUACUUAUAGGAAAAAGCUAGAAAUGGAAUUCAAACGCUAUUUAAAACAAGAAAAUUCGAAAUGAAGUAAUAACUGAAAAAUUUCUGCUAAAGUUAUUUGUUUUAGGAAGAAUUUGCAACAAAAAGCACGCCAAAAAAUUUGAAAAAAAAAACAAAAAAUAACAUUAGACACACAUUCAAAGAGCAACGAUUAUAACGGUUUAUCAGCAACUUAGUAUACAUAUUAAAUUAAAAUCAAUUAAAAUAACAUAAAAAGAAUUUAAAGAAAAUUAAAGUAUUACACAAAAUCAGCGAGAAGCAUAAAUAAUAUACAUAUAUACAUAUACAUACGCAUUCAAAGAGAAAUAUAUAUAAAUAUAUAUAUAAUAUUCAAAAAUUAAAUAAGCAACUUAGUGAAAUUCAAACAAAAAAAAACCAAAAACACACAAGUUCAUGCCACUAGCAGUUGUAUCAAUGUUGCAGCAACAAAAAUGUUUAGAAACAUUGGACGAGCAGCAGCAGCAAAAAAAUCAAGCAACAGCGGUAGCUGAAGUAGGCAGCACUCAGCGUCAAUACGCAGAAACACGGCUUAUAAACGCCGCUUUCGACGCCACUUGUAAGCAGGAACAACGCACAGCUUGGCAACAUGUUACCGCAACAAAACAACAACCCCAACAGCAAGUUAGUAGCGAAAAAAGCUUACGCGAUACUACUAAUCUACACAAUGUUGGGAUAACAGAUAAAUGCAUGCUAAAUGCGGCCGCACGCCAACAGACACAUGUGGCCAGCAACAUUACACACACCACAAACAGAAACGUAGCAACAUUGGUUGAGCACACCGAAGCCAAUGUGGCAUUAGAAAAAGUAUUAAAUAAAUCAAAACAACAAACAGAAACGCUCCAUGUGGCAAAUAGCAUUGGCAAUAAAGUGCUUAGCAACAUGUUGCCGCAACAUACAACGCUGGCGCGUUUGAAGACGAAACGUGCGCGCCACCAAAGUGUUGCCGCGGUGCAAAGUGCUGAGAAGCGUGCAAAAAUUGCCAACGCCAAAGCGAAGGCAACAAAAUUAAAUACAACAACAAUAAUAACAACAACAACAAAUCAAAGCACACAAAGUGCAGCAAUGUGCGAAAUAGCCGCGCCUACGGGCGAGCCGUCGGUCAAGCAACAACGCCAACACCAACACCAUAACACCGAAAAGACGAUAGAUUUCAAUAGUCGACGGCGACGCGGACGCCUAAGGGCUGCCAAUAUGCAUAACGCUGUCUGUGGUAAUGGUCUAACGGCCAGCGUGUGUCGCGCGCUGAUGUGGCUGGCCAGAUAUUUGGAAAAGGUUGCGCACAAUCGUGCUAGCGCCGGCUACGAUCAAAGUGAUCCCUUGCUAUACUUGUUAUCGGUGUUGUUAUCGUUAAUCGUUGUUAAUGUAAAUAGAGUUGCCAGUUUAGUGAAUGAAUACAAAUGUGAAGUGAAUAGCAAUGCGUUGGCAAACACUAAUAAUAAAGUAAACACCAACAACACCACCAACACACCAAACACCAACAGCGCUAAAAAUAAUAAAAAUCUCCAAAUCAUUACCAAUCAGACCAUUGAGUUGGUUAGCGAGUCUACCGAAGAUGCUGGCAGCGGUGCUGAGUUGUUGCAAUUGCCGGAAAUUGGUGACGUUAACGAGGAGGUGGAGGAGGAUAAAAUCUCCGUAGACGCGCUUGAGUCUGAGUCCGAGUCCGAGCAAGUGGCUAAAGCGAAAAACAAUAACAAAAUAAACGCACAAAAUACAGUUAUGACGCUUGACCGCAACGCGUUGGCGCUCACCGAACGCGCCGGCUUAAUGACCGCAAGAAGUGCAACGAAGCGUGGCAAGUCCAAUUGCGCAGCAAACGCGCAUGCCAGCGCCACAACAAAACCAACAGCAGGCGGCACAAGCAAAACAUUUGUGGCCAUGCAAAUGCAGUUACUCUUCUAUGCCUUCAUCUUAUGCACAUCCAUAUUACUUCCAAGCGGCAAUAAUUUGGUGGCCGCAGCCAAGCCGAAAUCCGCUACGCAAUUGCAGCAACAAAAGCUAUUGCAACAACAACAGUUGCUAUUACAGCAGCAGCAGCAACAGCAGCAACAGUAUGAGCAUCAGCAUGGUCAUCAGGCUCAUCAACCGGCUGCCGGUCCGAAUGGUGGUUUCGGUACGCUUGGCGGUUAUGCUAGUGCCGGCAUACCCGUCGCUUCCGGCGGCACGGCUGGUGCCGAUUUGACACCGCCAACCUAUCAGGUCGUUUCAUCGCGCGCAUCGAAUGAGCAGGCGGAAUUCAUAUUCCCCGCUGAUCAAUCGGACGAGCAAGUCUUCGAUCAGGAGAAUUUGAAUGUGGUGGAAUUGGAUGAUGACGACGAUGAUGAGGAGGAGGCGGGCCUGAAGAAAACGUACGGAUUGCAUGACAACGGUAAGUCAGUAUAAUAGUAGUCAGUAUUAUUUAGGGUGGU